AAGAGCACAGUACGUCGAUCCCUCGCUGUCACCUGUAAGUGAAAUGAACACCUGUUGCCGGUGGGCUUUUAAAAGGAAGACGCUCAAAUUUCAGGUAGUUUGCAACGCUACAAAGGAAUAAGGCCCACUUUUAGUUUUUCAGCCACUGACCCGGUGUCCACAAACUCGGGUACAAGUUGGACUAACACUCGAGAAGGAUGUGUUUUUAAAAGCAAACUCUGCCAGCGGCUUUCAAAAAAGAAACUGAGCUACAGAUUGAACAUGCUGCAGGUUGUAUGAGUGACAGAUAUGGGGUCGGCAAGAUCUUAUUUGCAGACUUUCACUGUGGCGGUGGUUAUUUGCCAAUUUCUAACCACUGAAGGUUUGACCUCUGAGGUGCAGGCAAAGGCUGGAAGCUCCGUGGAGCUGGAGUGCAGACUUCCGUCAUCAGACCCAGCAGUUGUGUCCUCUGCAUCCCAGCACGUGGUUGAAUGGAUUCGACAGGGAUUUGACAUUCCUGUUCUGAUUAAAUUUGGAUCUUAUGCACCUCGGGUACAUCCACAGUAUGAGGGGCGAGUAUCUCUGGUACGAAUCACCACCCUCAGGCUGGAGGGCCUGCUGCUCGCUGACCAGGGCUUGUAUGAGUGUCGAAUCCUCUCACUGGAUAAGCCAACAGAUGAGCUGCAAAAUGGCACCUGGACUGUACUUUCUGUUACUGCCCCACCCACCUUCACUGAACCCCCACCUCCUGUCCUCGAGGCUUUGGUUGGAAGUCAUAUUUCUCUUUCCUGCAUGGCUAAUGGCAACCCUACUCCAGCCAUCACUUGGUUUAAAGACGGCAUUGCCAUUCAAAAAAAUAUUUUUGAGGAUGGAGUUUUAUCUCUGCGAGCAGUGAGUAUACAAUCAGCAGGACAGUACACUUGCCACGCCUCCAACUCUGAGGGAAACGUGACUUGCGUGACAAAAGUGAAGAUCAAAGGUCCGCCUGUCAUUGUCAUACCUCCCAAAAACACCUCUCUGAACAUGUCCCAAGAUGCACAUCUCCAGUGCCAGGCAGUGGCAGAUCCCCCCAACAUGACAUACGUGUGGGAAAAAGGUGGAGAAAAUGUCUAUCACAUAGAGUCUCUAAAGUCACGAGUGAAGAUCAUGGUAGAUGGGACUCUACUUAUCUCCAGGCUCAUCCCAGAGGACUCUGGCAACUACACCUGUGUGCCAACCAAUGGCCUGCUCAUGCCGCCAACUGCCUCUGCCAUCCUCACAGUGAUGCACCCUGCCCAGGCACUAAAAAUGCCCCAGGAAACAUACCUCCCCACAGGUAUGGAUGGUGUGGUUUCCUGCCCAGUGAUAGCUCAGCCCCCGCUGCUCCGUGUGGAUUGGAUGAAGGACGGAGAAGCAGUUGACCUGUAUUUGUAUCCAGGAUGGACCUUAGCACCAGAUGGUUCUUUGUUCAUGGCGACUGUCAACGAUGAUGCAGCGGGCGUGUACAGGUGUACUCCGUACAACAGCUAUGGCACUAUGGGCACAUCUGGACCAACUAGUGUAAUUCUACAGGACCCUCCUUCAUUCAGCAUCACUCCAGAGAAACAGUAUAAAGUGGAGGCUGGUAGAACCCUGCUUAUCCCCUGUCAAGGAAAUGUGGACCCAACAAUUAAAGUGACCUGGAGCAAGGUCGGCCUGGCUCGUAGCGUUUCCUACUCCGUAGAACCGGAUGGUUCUUUGCUGCUGCAGCCUCUGACCAAGGACCACCAGGGGGUGUGGGAGUGCAGCGCUUCUAAUCGUGUAGCCUCAGUAAAGACCAGUACACACGUAUUUGUUCUGGGAACCAGUCCCCAUGCGGCUACCUCUCUGUCCGUGUCUCCAGGGGUGAAGCAGGCCAACAUAUCCUGGGAGGCAGGCUUUGAUGGAGGAUCAGCACAGACAUUUUCAGUUUGGGUGAAAAAGAUUUCAGCAAGUGAUGAUGAUGGGAAGCAGGACUGGUUCUCUGUGCCUGUGCCCCCCUCCUCUGGCACUAGGCUGCAGGUGACAGGCCUGUCUCCUUCCACCGACUACCAGUUCAGUAUCCUGUCUCAGAAUAAAAUGGGAACUGGCCCCUUCAGUGACAUCGCCACUGCACGGACUUUGGAUCCUCCACCAAGGAAAAAUAAACUAAAGCCCCCUGCAUCGCUGUCAGCUAAUCGGGGUUCAGCAGGUGUUGUUCUGCAAUGGUCCCUUCCUGAAGCUCAGCACCCUCCCGUCACUGGCUUUGUUCUCCAAUCCCGCACCGAGCAAGGGGAGUGGUUUAAUUUGGACGAGGACAUCAGUGCCAACAGUAGCGAGAUAGUGGUUCCGGGUCUGCACAAGGACUGUGUGUACGAGCUACGACUGCUAUCUCGACGUGGGGACUUGCUGAGCGAGCCCAGUCCAUCAGUCAAUGUCUCCACUGCAGGUAUGGAGAUCUACCCGUCCACUUCCCGGCUCCUGGAGUUCGUCCCAGAGUCGUUACUGGCCGGUGUCCUGGGUGGGGUCGGCUUCAUGUUGUUGGCCCUGGUCUUGCUGCUGGGGUCCGCCUGCAUCAUCAACCGCAAGAGGAACCAGCGCCGCAGAAAGAAGAGAGAUGAGCCCCCAAGUGCCAUCUAUAAAUGCUCCCCAUCAAUAAAGACUUCAGGCACCAGCACUCCAGACAGUGUGCUGAAGAAAAGCCUACUUCCAGCCAGCUCCCACUAUCCCACAUCUUCCUCUACCACCACCUCCUCCUCUUUGCAGACAGACUGUUCCUCAUUUAGCACUGAGAAUAAUAAUCGGAGGAAGCAUCUUAUGUCCAAGUACAGCAGAGACAGCCUCACUAAAACAACAUCUCUAAUUUCUCCUUCAAUUGAGAUGAUCUCUAGAGGCCCAGAUGGGCGAUUCACACUCCCACCGUAUGACACUGAGACUCUGAGUGUUCACAGCAAGAAAAGUGUAAGGUAUGACCAACACUCUAAAGUUCGAAGGUCUGUGUCACUGCACUCGGAGAAGGAAGACAGGAAAGAGCGGCCAUUUGUGCUUUCUGUUGAUCUCCCGCCUUGCAAGAAGUCAAGUUAUGAUGGCUUUCCUGAACUCAGCAGCUUGUGCUCUGACAGUAGUUUGGCCACUAUUCAUCAUCACGACAGAGAAAUAACUCCCGUAUUUCCAGUGCUUCCACAUAUCCGAGCUGGCCUUGGUCAGCCAUCUACAACUGCAAGCGCUCUGGUGCUCCAAAUGGAACAUGAGAGGGAAAGGGGGAACCUGCACCGCUGCCUGAAGCUGGCUCAGGAGAGGGAGGAACUAGAGAGGGAGCUGCAGUGGUACACGUUAGAAAGAAACUCCACAAAGCACGAGCAGUCAGACUUAAAGAGAAGGGAGGAUGGUGGCAAUGAGCUUGUAUGGGAAUACAAGAGCAGCACCUUGCCACACAGAUACUCCCUAGCCAGCAAGGAGAACCGUUGUUUCUCACCAAGCUUUUUAUCAUCAUCUUCUUCCUACUGGGAAACGCAUCCUCUUGUUUCUCCACCCACUUUGAUCCAAUCCAGGACCCAUCUCAACGCAUCAUCAGCUGCAGCUCCCUCAUAUUUAAAGUCCGGCAAUCGUCAUUCUUCUCCGUUUUUGCCCAAACAGACUUCCUUUCAAUCUGAGGAGGCAGGCAGUUUUUCGAAAGCCAGAUUAACUCUCCCACAUCUUUCCCUAGAGCACCAGAGACAUGAAAGAGCAGGGGCAGCACCAGAAAGCUAUAAUGAUUCACCACAAUCCACAGGCCUAGAUAUGCAAACAAAUGAUUCAUGUUCUGAGGCACAGAGACAGAGCAAUCUUAGUCAUGGCAGCCUUUCAACAUUGUCUUUCUACAGCAAUAAAUACACUGAAAGAUCUAAUUCAGCUCUUGAUGCGUUGCCAGGCUCUUCAAAUGUGGAGGUAGUGCUCCCCAAACCCACUGAUGAAGAUUUGUGUGUUGAGAUGAGUGUAGAUGAGCCACAGUUUGAGAUGUGUGGUGUGCGGCCUACAAAGCCAAUGUUGCACCAACGAAUUGCAUCUCAUGUACAAGGGCACACACUGACCCGCAGAGGUCGGCAUCAUGAUAUGAGGAGGAGCACAAGCUUGAACUGCCGUGGCCCUGUUUCUGUGGAUGAUAUAUUCAGGGUCCCAGAUUCUUCGCAACCUUUAGAACCACACAUGUGGAAAGCUGCGAGCCAAGGCUCUAAAAUAUCGCUCUCUAAGCAGCGAAGUCAGAGUCUAGACUUGAGAAGACGGAAGGAAAGCAAUUUCCUGACUCCUGAUGCAUGGAUAGACUCUCUUAGCCAAGAAAACUGCUCUGCUCCAUCAUCUUGUCCUCUAGACUCGCUAUUCUGGAAACCUCAAAGUGCUCCUCCUAGGAAGAUUUCCAGAUCUCCUCCAAAUGAUCAUGCAGAUACCAAAUAUGCCACCUAUUUAACUCCUGCUGCUGCUGACCCUCUAUUUUCAAUGAGCCGUCCAGAAAGGCCCACAACAAAUCCUAAUGUGCCUUGUCAUUACGAACCAAGAAGAGAGGCCUGUCUUGUACCCAGUGCUGCCACAAUGCCAGGGGACUACCAGGAGGCCAUGGAACAGGAGGGAGGUUAUUUGGAGGCCGUGAAAGGAGCCGCUAUAUGCUUACUGCCCAACACUGAUGCUCAAGAGGUACUGGAAUUGGAGGCAGGAGGCUACGAUGGAGUGCCAGAGUCUGGCAGCAGCUACAGCAGUUAUGCCAGCAGUGGCCUAGGAAGCAUGGAGCCCAGUAAUGGGCGCCUUUCCAUGUGUCACCUUUCUCCAACGCUCAUAAGCUCACCUGAGACUAUAGAGGACACCCAGGGGAACACACAGGACAUACAAAAUAACAAAAUGGAACCAAGCCAAAGGAGAAAGGUCUCUGUCGAUGAGAACUACGAGUGGGACGCUACUGAUUUCUGCUCUGACCAACACGGCCUGUUUCCUUCGUUGAAUCUGCUGAAGCCUGAUCCGUGCCGCAGCCUACCCAGCAUGCAGCGCUCCACUAAGGCAUUGAAAAAUUGCAGUCAGGUUUCUCGGCUCCCAGGGCAUCAAAGCAGCUGCUCUGCUGAGCCAGAACCAGACACUGUGCUGUUCUGACAGUGCCAGCCUUUGGCUCGUCUCACCUGGUGUGUCCUUUCACUUACUGACUCGCAUCAAUGUCGACAAGAAAGUGCAU
Pelmatolapia mariae (spotted tilapia) is the source of this 5149-nucleotide messenger RNA. RefSeq names its product immunoglobulin superfamily, member 9a (gene igsf9a). Lineage: Eukaryota; Metazoa; Chordata; Actinopteri; Cichliformes; Cichlidae. The record is from RefSeq and is a predicted model, not a curated record. Bases 289 to 5070 code for a protein of 1593 amino acids. Gene Ontology annotation, biological process: cell-cell adhesion. The transcript has 21 exons. Gene Ontology annotation, molecular function: protein binding.